Molecule: messenger RNA, 12789 nt
Organism: Drosophila miranda
Lineage: Eukaryota; Metazoa; Arthropoda; Insecta; Diptera; Drosophilidae
Product: titin
Exons: 5
Coding region: 568-12675 (4035 amino acids)
Biological process (GO): microtubule anchoring
Cellular component (GO): centriole; axonemal microtubule; sperm flagellum
Molecular function (GO): microtubule binding
Source: RefSeq, a predicted model, not a curated record
GUUUUGAGUUGUGCUUCGCGACGGUUGCUGAUCUUCCAGUGCUCCCAAGAAAAAAAACGAAAGCCGAAAAGUAUCUCCUCCCCACAAGUCUCUGUAUCUCCAUCUCCGAGUGAUCUCCAUCUCUAUCUGUAUCUCUAUCUGUGGCUGCAUCUGUAACUCUCUCCCGUGAGAGUCUUGCGAGUGCGCUAGUGUGCGUGUCCGAGUGUGAGCGUGUGCUAAGCUUUUUGCUGUCGCCUAUCUGUGAGGGUAUUGGUGCUUCGGCCUGAACUAUGGUUCGCGUGUUCGUGUGCGUCUAACACUCGUACGUAUCGUAAUUUAAAAAUAAGUAUUUCGACAUUCCGCCGUGGAAACUAUGUGACAUACCAGUCCAGAUCCCCAUAAGCACCACAACGAAACAACGAAACAAAACGAUCUAUAUCGCGAAAUAUUAUUAAUAACCCCUCUAAGGGCCAAGAGCAGCGACAAUUGUGAUUAACAAACGAACCCCGACCCCAAAUUAGCCCCGAAAAGCAACCAGGUGCAACACCAGUCACUCAGUUUCUCAGCGAUUACCUCAUCUGUGUCAAAAUGGUAUCAAAAAACAGUAAAAAGAAACAAGUGUCGCAGCAGCAGCAGCAGCAGCAGCAGCAGCAGCAGCAGCAGCAGCAGCAGCAGCAGCAGCAGCCGCCAGCCACAUCGACCACAACCACAUCGUCGUCGGCUACGGCCACGAAGCUCACCAAACAACUGGGACCCGACGCCACAGCGACGCUCACCACUAAGAGCAGCUCCACCUCGAUGGAGCACGAGUCCGUCUCGUACGGAGAGCCAGGGGCGAGCACCUCAUCCUCCACUCCUGUGCUGGCGGCCAGCACUGCAUCCUCGUCUCCCAUGCCUGCGGCUGGUAUCAGGAGCUACAGCAGCAGCAGCAAGAGCAAGGCAGCCAUGUCAAGCUCCCAAUCCUCAUACACAGAGAAAUCUCAGUCCAAGUUACAAUCCCAAUCCCAAUCCCAGUCGGAGCAGUUUAGCAGCAGCAGCAGCAGCACCGCCAAGACUUCCAGGGAUUACUCCAACGAGAAGAUCAUUGCCUCGAUCGAUCUGCUGGAGAGUGAGAAGAAGGAGCCAGUGUUCUCUGUCCCCAUCGAGGUGGUAGAGAUCACAACGCCCACGCUCUCCAUGUCAGCCAGCGGCGGCAGCCUCUCCAAGAUGUACACGUCCUCUUCCAUGUCUUCCAGUCAGCAGCGGCAGCAGCAGCAGGCGAGCAGCAGCUCCACUUACUUCGCCUCCACAACCAGUUCCAGCUCCAAUCGGAGCGCCAAUGAAACGCUCAUUGCAAGCGAGAGAGCCGACACAGCGGCUACCGGUAUGACAUCAUCCGGUGCGAAGAAACAGGUUGGCUUUGACACGAGCAGUAGCACCAAUACCAACAUCAGUGUUGAUGUCAAUACCAAUACCAAUACUAACACCAACACCAAGAGCAGCAGCAGCAGCAAAAGCUUCAGUGAAUCUCAGAGCGUGCCAAAGCUGCCACCAGCCAGCGGAACAGCUGACGGGCCCACAUCGGUGACGUCAUCAAGUUGCCCCGAACCGGUUGCCGCGCCGUCUGCCGUGACCACAACAAAGGCGACGUCAUCCACCUCGCAGAACGAUAAACUGGAACAACUGUCGGGAACGACAACAGCUGUGGACCACAACAAAGCCACUUCAUCGACAUCCAACAAAGAGGUCAGCGAGAGCACCACACGGAGCAGCUCGAGCAGCACCAAGCAGUCCACAUCGUCGUCCAAGAAGGAGGUGUAUGACGUAAAGACCAAGACCUGGACCGAGCUCAGCGAUGGCACAACCACCCAUCCAGGGGGCAACACAAGCAAGCCCACCUUUGAGCGGUACGUCAGCAAGGAGUCGGACGGUAGCUGCAAGGUGACGUACAAGAAGAAGAUAUACGACAGGCGCAACAAUAAGUGGCGCGUGGUAGACGAACGGACUGUGGACAGCACCGCUGACCGGGGCUAUCCCGAAAUAGUUGAUGAUGUCAUCAACACAACCACCACAACAUACACCACCAAGGUGUACGACACGAAGCUCGGCAAGUGGACGGUCGUCGACGAGAAGUCGUUCAGAGAUAGCAAAGCUUUCGUGCCCAAUGACAUUGCUCGUGAAAUCGAGAAAGAUAAUACCGAUGUGGCAAACAUAACAACUACCACGGAGGUAACAAAGAUAUUCGAUGCGAGCAUCAACGAUUGGCGUGUUCUGGACGAGAAGGUGCACACGGAUGUCAUUGAGAAGAUUGUAGAGACCCCCAAGAAGACCAUCUACGUGGAUGAAUUUGUGGAGAUUGAGAAGAACACCUCGAUUUCGGAGAACAAUGAGAACAUAACCCUGAAUCUGAACGAAACAUCGAAACACAAAAAUAUUACCGAAAAUAUUUAUGAUGAAAUCGAUUAUGUGCGCACCGAUAAGAAACGCUUAGACGAUUCAAGAAACCGUGGAGUCGUCAAGAACAAAAAUACUACGCAUAGCGAGCGGUGCAUCUGUGAGAUCUGCACAUGCGGACGACAUCACUGCUCAACCAGCACAACUAAAUCAACAGAAAACACAAUCAUUGAAACCGAUGAUACCCUCGAGGAAGCAUACACAAGAGUACGUACAAAUACCUGGUCGAAGAGAGACAAUCGAAACAUUCCCAAGCCAAACGAAGACAUAUUAGUGGACUACGUAGUUAUAAAGAAGCCAGAAGACAAUCUAAAGCCAGAAGGAGACUUCGUAGUCCCACCAAAAGAGCCAUACAAGCCCGGCGAGAGGCGUGAGAAAAUUGUGCACACUGACAAUUUGCGGACAGAGGGAGAAAUGACCUUCAACGAGAGGGAGGAGUAUCAAUACACCGUCCGUCCUGAAUAUAAGAAGCCGACGGACAACCUUAAGCCCGAGGGCGAGUUUUACAGCCCAGAGAAGCCGAAAUAUCAGCCUGGAGACCGCCCAACACAAGUACGACACAAGGAUAACUUGCGGCCUGAAGGUGACUUUUAUACGCCCGACAAGAAGGGCUAUACACCAGCCGCUCGACCCACCCAAAAGAAACCCGUGGACAACCUCAAGCCGGAGGGAGAAUUCCUUACGCCGGAAAAACCCACCUAUCGGCCAGGAGAAAGACCAGAGAAAAUUAUUCGCAGCGACAACUUGCGCACCGAAGGAGAAAUGACUUUUGUGGAGAAGCAGGAGUACCAAUAUGUAGUUCGACCAGGACAAAUAAAGCCCACUGAUAACCUCAAACCAGAGGGUGAAUUUUACAGUCCGGAGAAACCGAAGUACAGACCAGGCGAUCGUCCAACACAAGUUAGGCAUGAAGACAAUCUGAAACCCGAAGGCGACUUCUACACUCCAGAAAAACCAGGAUACAAGCCUAGUGAACGUCCAUCUCAAGUGCGACCUGAGGAUAAUCUCCGACCUGAGGGAGAGUUCUACACUCCGGAUAAACCAGGAUUCAGACCCGCCGAGAGGCCAGUACAGAAGAAACCAGAAGAUAAUCUAAAACCCGAGGGAGAUUUCUACAGUCCCGAAAAGCAGAAGUAUACGCCAGGGGAACGGCCUUCCCAAGUCAGACCUGAAGACAAUCUCCGACCUGAGGGAGAAUUCUACAGUCCCGAGAAACCCAAGUACAGACCAGGUGAACGUCCAUCGCAAGUCAGACCUGAAGACAAUCUCCGACCUGAGGGAGAGUUCUACACUCCAGAUAAACCUGGAUUCAAACAAGCUGAGAGGCCGGUCCAGAAGAAACCCGUGGACAAUCUGAAGCCCGAAGGAGAGUUUACGAAGCCUGAGAAACAGGUUUACAAACCUGCUGAUAAAAACGAAAGGAUCAUUCGUAAGGACAACCUACGUAGCGAAGGUGAAAUGACGUUCGUUGAGAAACAGGAGUAUCAAUACGUGGUACGACCCGAUCAAGUCAGACCCACGGAUAACCUGAAGCCCGAGGGUGACUUCUACAGUCCCGAAAAGCAGAAGUAUACGCCAGGAGAACGUCCAACCCAAGUAAGACCUGAAGACAAUCUCCGACCUGAGGGAGAGUUCUACACUCCGGAUAAACCAGGAUUCAGACCCGCUGAGAAACCUGUUCAGAAGAAGCCGGAGGAUAAUCUGAAACCCGAGGGAGAUUUCUACAGUCCCGAAAAGCAGAAGUAUACGCCAGGAGAACGUCCAACCCAGGUUAGACCUGAAGACAAUCUGAGACCUGAGGGCGAAUUCUACAGUCCCGAGAAACCCAAGUACAGACCAGGUGAACGUCCAUCGCAAGUCAGACCUGAAGACAAUCUCCGACCUGAGGGAGAGUUCUACACUCCGGAUAAACCAGGAUUCAGACCCGCUGAGAGACCUGUUCAGAAGAAGCCAGAGGAUAAUCUGAAACCCGAGGGGGAUUUCUACAGUCCCGAAAAGCAGAAGUAUACGCCAGGAGAACGUCCAACCCAGGUCAGACCUGAAGACAAUCUGAGACCUGAGGGAGAAUUCUACAGUCCCGAGAAACCCAAGUACAGACCAGGUGAACGUCCAUCGCAAGUCAGACCUGAAGACAAUCUCCGACCUGAGGGAGAGUUUUACACUCCGGAUAAACCUGGAUUCAGACCCGCUGAGAGACCAGUCCAAAAGAAACCCGUGGACAAUUUGAAGCCCGAAGGAGAGUUUACGAAGCCUGAGAAACAGGCUUACAAACCUGCUGAUAAAAACGAAAGGAUCAUUCGUAAGGACAACCUACGUAGCGAAGGUGAAAUGACGUUCGUUGAGAAACAGGAGUAUCAAUACGUGGUACGACCCGAUCAAGUCAGACCCACGGAUAACCUGAAGCCCGAGGGUGACUUCUACAGUCCCGAAAAGCAGAAGUAUACACCAGGAGAACGUCCAACCCAAGUAAGACCUGAAGACAAUCUCCGACCUGAGGGAGAGUUCUACACUCCGGAUAAACCAGGAUUCAGACCCGCUGAGAGACCUGUUCAGAAGAAGCCGGUGGAUAAUCUGAAACCCGAGGGAGAUUUCUACAGCCCCGAAAAGCAGAAGUAUACGCCAGGAGAACGUCCAACCCAGGUCAGACCUGAAGACAAUCUGAGACCUGAGGGAGAAUUCUACAGUCCCGAGAAACCCAAGUACAGACCAGGUGAACGUCCAUCGCAGGUCAGACCUGAAGACAAUCUCCGACCUGAAGGAGAGUUUUACACUCCGGAUAAACCUGGAUUCAGACCCGCGGAGAGACCAGUCCAAAAGAAACCCGUAGACAAUUUGAAGCCCGAAGGAGAGUUUACGAAGCCUGAGAAACAGGUUUACAAACCUGCUGAUAAGAACGAAAGGAUCAUUCGUAAGGACAACCUACGUAGCGAAGGUGAAAUGACGUUCGUUGAGAAACAGGAGUAUCAAUACGUGGUACGACCCGAUCAAGUCAGACCAACGGAUAACCUGAAGCCCGAGGGUGACUUCUACAGUCCCGAAAAGCAGAAGUAUACGCCAGGAGAACGUCCAACCCAAGUCAGACCUGAAGACAAUCUCCGACCUGAGGGAGAAUUCUACAGUCCCGAGAAACCCAAGUACAGACCAGGUGAACGUCCAUCGCAGGUCAGACCUGAAGAUAAUCUCCGACCUGAGGGAGAGUUCUACACUCCGGAUAAACCAGGAUUCAGACCCGCGGAGAGACCAGUCCAAAAGAAACCCGUAGACAAUUUGAAGCCCGAAGGAGAGUUUACGAAGCCUGAGAAACAGGUUUACAAACCUGCUGAUAAGAACGAAAGGAUCAUUCGUAAGGACAACCUACGUAGCGAAGGUGAAAUGACGUUUGUUGAGAAACAGGAGUAUCAAUACGUGGUACGACCCGAUCAAGUCAGACCCACGGAUAACCUGAAGCCCGAGGGUGACUUCUACAGUCCCGAAAAGCAGAAGUAUACGCCAGGAGAACGUCCAACCCAAGUCAGACCUGAAGACAAUCUCCGACCUGAGGGAGAAUUCUACAGUCCCGAGAAACCCAAGUACAGACCAGGUGAACGUCCAUCGCAGGUCAGACCUGAAGACAAUCUCCGACCUGAGGGAGAGUUCUACACUCCGGAUAAACCAGGAUUCAGACCCGCUGAGAGACCAGUCCAAAAGAAACCCGUAGACAAUUUGAAGCCCGAAGGAGAGUUUACGAAGCCUGAGAAACAGGUUUACAAACCUGCUGAUAAGAACGAAAGGAUCAUUCGUAAGGACAACCUACGUAGCGAAGGUGAAAUGACGUUCGUUGAGAAACAGGAGUAUCAAUACGUGGUACGACCCGAUCAAGUCAGACCCACGGAUAACCUGAAGCCCGAGGGUGACUUCUACAGUCCCGAAAAGCAGAAGUAUGCACCAGGAGAACGUCCAACCCAAGUCAGACCUGAAGACAAUCUGCGACCUGAGGGUGAAUUCUAUAGUCCCGAGAAACCGAAGUACAGACCAGGUGAACGUCCAACGCAAGUCAGACCUGAAGACAAUCUCCGACCUGAGGGAGAGUUCUACACUCCGGAUAAACCUGGAUUUAAACCUGCUGAGAGACCUGUCCAGAAGAAGCCGGAGGAUAAUCUGAAACCCGAGGGAGAUUUCUACAGUCCCGAAAAGCAGAAGUAUACGCCAGGAGAACGUCCAACCCAGGUUAGACCUGAAGACAAUCUGAGACCUGAGGGAGAAUUCUACAGAACCGAGAAACCCAAGUACAGACCAGGUGAACGUCCAUCGCAAGUCAGACCUGAAGACAACCUCCGACCUGAGGGAGAGUUCUACACUCCGGAUAAACCUGGAUUCAAACCAGCUGAGAGGCCGGUCCAGAAGAAACCCGUGGACAAUCUGAAGCCCGAAGGAGAGUUUACGAAGCCUGAGAAACAGGUUUACAAACCUGCUGAUAAGAACGAAAGGAUCAUUCGUAAGGACAACCUACGUAGCGAAGGUGAAAUGACGUUCGUUGAGAAACAGGAGUAUCAAUACGUGGUACGACCCGAUCAAGUCAGACCCACGGAUAACCUGAAGCCCGAGGGUGACUUCUACAGUCCCGAAAAGCAGAAGUAUACGCCAGGAGAACGUCCAACCCAAGUAAGACCUGAAGACAAUCUCCGACCUGAGGGAGAAUUCUACACUCCGGAUAAACCUGGAUUUAAACCUGCUGAGAGACCUGUCCAGAAGAAGCCGGAGGAUAAUUUGAAACCCGAGGGAGAUUUCUACAGUCCCGAAAAGCAGAAGUAUACGCCAGGAGAACGUCCAACCCAGGUUAGACCUGAAGACAAUCUGAGACCUGAGGGAGAAUUCUACAGAACCGAGAAACCCAAGUACAGACCAGGUGAACGUCCAUCGCAAGUCAGACCUGAAGACAACCUCCGACCUGAGGGAGAGUUCUACACUCCGGAUAAACCUGGAUUCAAACCAGCUGAGAGGCCGGUCCAGAAGAAACCCGUGGACAAUCUGAAGCCCGAAGGAGAGUUUACGAAGCCUGAGAAACAGGUUUACAAACCUGCUGAUAAGAACGAAAGGAUCAUUCGUAAGGACAACCUACGUAGCGAAGGUGAAAUGACGUUCGUUGAGAAACAGGAGUAUCAAUACGUGGUACGACCCGAUCAAGUCAGACCCACGGAUAACUUGAAGCCCGAGGGUGACUUCUACAGUCCCGAAAAGCAAAAGUAUACACCAGGAGAACGUCCAAUCCAAGUCAGACCUGAAGACAAUCUGCGACCUGAGGGUGAAUUCUAUAGUCCCGAGAAACCGAAGUACAGACCAGGUGAACGUCCAACGCAAGUCAGACCUGAAGACAAUCUCCGACCUGAGGGAGAGUUCUACACUCCGGAUAAACCUGGAUUUAAACCUGCUGAGAGACCUGUCCAGAAGAAGCCGGAGGAUAAUCUGAAACCCGAGGGAGAUUUCUACAGUCCCGAAAAGCAGAAGUAUACGCCAGGAGAACGUCCAACCCAGGUUAGACCUGAAGACAAUCUGAGACCUGAGGGAGAAUUCUACAGAACCGAGAAACCCAAGUACAGACCAGGUGAACGUCCAUCGCAAGUCAGACCUGAAGACAACCUCCGACCUGAGGGAGAGUUCUACACUCCGGAUAAACCUGGAUUCAAACCAGCUGAGAGGCCGGUCCAGAAGAAACCCGUGGACAAUCUGAAGCCCGAAGGAGAGUUUACGAAGCCUGAGAAACAGGUUUACAAACCUGCUGAUAAAAACGAAAGGAUCAUUCGUAAGGACAACCUACGUAGCGAAGGUGAAAUGACGUUUGUUGAGAAACAGGAGUAUCAAUACGUGGUACGACCCGAUCAAGUCAGACCCACGGAUAACCUGAAGCCCGAGGGUGACUUCUACAGUCCCGAAAAGCAGAAGUAUACGCCAGGUGAACGUCCAACGCAAGUCAGACCUGAAGACAAUCUGCGACCUGAGGGAGAAUUCUACAGUCCCGAGAAACCCAAGUACAGACCAGGUGAACGUCCAACGCAAGUCAGACCUGAAGACAAUCUCAGACCUGAGGGAGAGUUCUACACUCCGGAUAAACCUGGAUUUAAACCCGCUGAAAGACCUGUCCAGAAGAAGCCGGAGGAUAAUCUGAAACCCGAGGGAGAUUUCUACAGUCCCGAAAAGCAGAAGUAUACGCCAGGAGAACGUCCAACCCAGGUCAGACCGGAAGACAAUCUGAGACCUGAGGGAGAAUUCUACAGAACCGAGAAACCCAAGUACAGACCAGGUGAACGUCCAUCGCAGGUUAGACCUGAAGACAAUCUCCGACCUGAGGGAGAGUUCUACACUCCGGAUAAACCUGGAUUUAAACCCGCUGAAAGACCUGUCCAGAAGAAGCCGGAGGAUAAUCUGAAACCCGAGGGAGAUUUCUACAGUCCCGAAAAGCAGAAGUAUACGCCAGGAGAACGUCCAACCCAGGUCAGACCUGAAGACAAUCUGAGACCUGAGGGAGAGUUUACGAAGCCUGAGAAACAGGUUUACAAACCUGCUGAUAAGAACGAAAGGAUCAUUCGUAAGGACAACCUACGUAGCGAAGGUGAAAUGACGUUCGUUGAGAAACAGGAGUAUCAAUACGUGGUACGACCCGAUCAAGUCAGACCCACGGAUAACCUGAAGCCCGAGGGUGACUUCUACAGUCCCGAAAAGCAGAAGUAUACGCCAGGAGAACGUCCAACCCAAGUCAGACCUGAAGACAAUCUCCGACCUGAGGGAGAAUUCUACAGUCCCGAGAAACCCAAGUACAGACCAGGUGAACGUCCAUCGCAAGUCAGACCUGAAGACAACCUCCGACCUGAGGGAGAGUUCUACACUCCGGAUAAACCUGGAUUCAAACCCGCUGAAAGACCCGUCCAGAAGAAGCCGGAGGAUAAUCUGAAACCCCAGGGAGAUUUCUACAGUCCCGAAAAGCAGAAGUAUACGCCAGGAGAACGUCCAACCCAGGUCAGACCUGAAGACAAUCUGAGACCUGAGGGAGAAUUCUACAGUCCCGAGAAACCCAAGUACAGACCAGGUGAACGUCCAUCGCAAGUCAGACCUGAAGACAACCUCCGACCUGAGGGAGAGUUCUACACUCCGGAUAAACCUGGAUUCAAAUCAGCUGAGAGGCCGGUCCAGAAGAAACCCGUGGACAAUCUGAAGCCCGAAGGAGAGUUUACGAAACCUGAGAAACAGGUUUACAAACCUGCUGAUAAGAACGAAAGGAUCAUUCGUAAGGACAACCUACGUAGCGAAGGUGAAAUGACGUUCGUUGAGAAACAGGAGUAUCAAUACGUGGUACGACCCGAUCAAGUCAGACCGACGGAUAACCUGAAGCCCGAGGGUGACUUCUACAGUCCCGAGAAACCCAAGUACAGACCAGGAGAACGUCCAACGCAAGUCAGACCUGAAGACAAUCUCCGACCUGAGGGAGAGUUCUACACUCCGGAUAAACCUGGCUUCAAACCCGCUGAGAGACCAGUCCAGAAGAAACCCGUGGACAAUUUGAAGCCCGAAGGAGAGUUUACAAAGCCUGAGAAACAGAUUUACAAGUCGGGCGACAGAACUACCAAGAUAAUCCAGAAGGACAACCUACGAACGGAAGGUGAAAUGACGUUCGUUGAGAAGAAGGAAUAUCAAUAUGUCGUACGACCAGAGCAAGUAAAACCAUCGGAUAACUUAAAGCCGGAAGGAGAGUUCUUCAGCCCCGACAAGCCGAAAUACCAGCCCGGCGAGCGGGUUACCGUUGUGCGGCAGAAGGAUAACUUAAAGGUGGAGGGAGAGUUUUACGCGCCUGACAAACCAGACUUCCAGCCUGCCGAAAGGCCCAAGCAAAAGAAGCCCCAUGAUAAUUUAAAACCAGAGGGAGAGAUGAUUAUGCCAGAAAAAAUGAAAUACAAGCCCGCCGAUAAAGUUAAUAGAGUGGUUCACAAGGAUAAUCUCCGUUCCGAAGGAGAAAUGACUUUCACAGAGAAAACUGAAUAUCAACACGUCGUUAGACCCUCCCCGGUUAGGCCGGAGGACAAUCUGAAGACCUCGGGUAAGUUCUACUUACCAGAAAAGCCAGCAGUUACAAACGGGGAUCGCCCCGAGGCGGUAAGACCCAAGGAUAACCUGAAGCCAGAAGGGAUUAUGUACACCCCUGAAAAGCCGAUAUACGAGCCUGCCUCCCGACCAGAGCAGAAGAGGUAUGUGGACAACCUAAAGCCCGAGGGCAAGAUGCACAUGCCUGAGAAGGAAGCGUUCAGGCCGGCAGAUAGAGUGACGACAGUCAUCAGAAAGGAUAACCUGAAGACCGAGGGGGAAAUGACCUUCACACAAAAGGACGUGUAUCAUCAUGUAAAGCGGCCCGAACAGGUGAAGCCGUGCGACAACCUGAAGGUCGAAGGAGAAUUCUUCACACCUGAUAAGAAACCCUUCCGUCCAGCCGAGCGGCCCGUCCAAAAGAAGCCAAAGGACAACUUGAAACCGGAGGGAGAAUUCUACAGGCAAAGCGACCGCACGGAGACCGACAGCACAACGGUAGAAACUACAAAACGAGAGACCGCUAAGCGACCGGUGGAUAACCUCAAGCUGGAAGGUUCCAUGACAGUGACCCGCAAGGAUGAUUAUAAAAAGGAGACCAACAAGACAACGGUAGAGCAGGUUCGGCGGACACAGAAGUACCAGCACAACAGCUCCUCCAUCAGCCUGGGAACCGACACCGCCAUCCGCAAGACCACCAACCAGAUGAACUAUGUGUCCGGCAAGGAUGCUGUCAAGCAGGUGGAUUCCAACAGUCAGAACCCAGUGGACGGUCUUAUUGUUGUGUCCACCACGAAGGUGACCACCGUUAUAGGAGGCCGCCACAAGGAGCCCGAAACCGAGUACGUGAAGCGCCCAGCCAAGAUAAACGUGAUCGAGAACGUGGCCAAAAACACUACGACCACGAACAUCGAGAACACCCAAAACAUCCAUAAAGAAACCACCUCGAUGCAGAGGAGCCACAAUGUCGUCGAGAAUAGUGCAGUGAACACUGUGAAUACUGCAGUCCGCGGAUCGGACAUCUCCAGCACGGCCCUCCAAACCAGCACUACGAAUCGUGAAGGUCAGAUCAGCAGGGACACUACUGGAGACUCCACCUCCCGUGUAUUGUCGAGAAAAACCGUCUCGAACAACAUAACUGGAGAUUCCACGACUCGAGUGGUCUCUGGAAAAACACUCACCAGCAACGUUACCGCAGACUCCACUUCAAAGGUAGUUUCCGGAAGGAACGUCUCCAGCAACAUCAUUGGAGAUUCAUCCACCCGUGUGGUGUCCGGAAGGAACGUCUCGAGCAACUUUACUGGGGAUUCAUCCGCUCGCAUGGUUUCUGGCAGAAACGUCACCACUAAUAUAACUGGUGACUCGUCUUCCCGCGUGGUAGCCGGUGGCCAAAACGUGAUUGAUGACUCAACAUCACGAGUGAUCUCGGGCGACAGGACCUCCAGCCACAACAUUGUUACCGGCAGCUCCACAUCCCAUACGAGCUCCUCGAAGCACUUCCAUCACCGCAAGAGCGAGUUCUCCUCGGAGGCGGAUGUCUCGAACACGAUCUUCCAUCGGAAGAACGCCGCCACCGACUCGGCUGCAGCCAAUGGCAGCAGUCUCACUUCAAACGGGAAGAUGAUGCGGAAGAGUAUUUUGAAUUUGCACGAGCAACCCUCCAGCACGCCCCAUGCCAGCGAUCGUCAGAGCUAUAGCAGCAUCCACCGGCAGAACCGGGAGUCGGACCAGAACACCAGCUUCUCCAGUGAGCGCCGCAGCUGCAGUGUCCACAAGGAAAACAGGGAGAGCAACGUGAAGAACUCUUCGUCCAUGUCCCGAAUCAUAUCCGGAGGAAGCACUGCCACUGCCCCAGACAACAGAUCAACUGUCACACGCACCCAAGUGUUGGGCGGUGGCAUCGAUUUUCCCUCCCAAUCUCACACCCAUGUGGGAGCCCAUGGCAGGCGCCACCACCAUGUAUCCACCUCCAGCGGCGGCAUCGAUUUUCCCUCCUACAGUGCCCACGGACACACCGAACGGGUGGUCACCCGUAGGGGCAACCAGUCCUCCAUCAGCCUCGGCAACGACACAAAGUGUACGGGAUCGAGUCAGUACAAGAGCGAGUACAUCACAGCCCCGAGCACCACCUGUGCAGUGCAUAAUAUUAAGAAAGGUGCAUUCCAACAUACCAGGAGUACUCAAGAACACAAGUUCUUCAAGACCUCAAACUAACGAUUAAUAACAUCCAUAUCAAAUCCCAUAUUAACGUGUAACAGUGCAUAAGUUUCCAUGACAAUAUAUCUUUUAUACAAUAUACAAGCCGAUCCGAAAAUCCAGAUUAACAAA